Molecule: messenger RNA, 1056 nt
Organism: Verticillium alfalfae VaMs.102
Lineage: Eukaryota; Fungi; Ascomycota; Sordariomycetes; Glomerellales; Plectosphaerellaceae
Exons: 2
Coding region: 1-1056 (351 amino acids)
Source: RefSeq, a predicted model, not a curated record
AUGCGCCCAGGCCCGGCCGGCGGCGGCAUCUGGGGCAGCUGGGACAUACCCUUUGCCGGCAGCUGGCCCGGCAGCUGGCUCGGCGGGCCUGGGCGCAAGGCGGCGCCGCCGCCGCCGCUGUCCCUGCCGUCGCCGAGCGCGACCAAGAUGCCACGUAGCAGCAGCACCAGCAGCGCCGGGCUCGAGGACCCCUACGGUGUCGGCGGCACGUGGCUGCGCGUCGUCUGCUUCAUCGACUACAAUGACUUUUUCGCCUACAACUUCCCUGCCGAGCCCGAGACGGCACUGGCGCCGGGGGAGCCGCGGGCGCCGCUCGAGGUCGAGGAGGCGACGCGCCUCAUCAUUGUCAAGAUUCGCGUCGUCGGCAUCGAGCCGCCGGGCGAGGCCGACGGACAGGCGCUGCCGGUUGUGCGGUUUGAGGGCACGUCGAGGGCGGUGGACGACUCGUGGGAUGACAAUGCCGACUCGGACAUCCGAGUCAAAGGCACGGUCCGUCUGACGCGCGAGGGCGAGGUCCGCUGGACGUCGUUCAGCGUCUUCAACGGCCACGAGCGGUGGCGCAGCGAGAGCGUGCAGGUGGGCGGCGUGCGGGCGGCGGGCGGCGUCGUGGGCCACUGGUUCGACGCCAACUAUGACGAGCACGGGCCCGUGGGACCGACGGCGUUUUGGAAGAUGGCCGACCCGCGCAUCGACGCCGACGGGCAGGAAGAGACGACGAUCCUCGCCGAGGACUUUAUCGGGCUCGUCGACGGGUUUCUCGGCGACAGCGACUCGGAGUGGGAUGAGGACUAUGUCGUCGGCGAGUGGGGCGAGGACGACGACGACGAGGACGAGGACGACGACGAGGGCGAGGAAGCCGACGAGGCGGACGAUGCCGAGGUCGAGGAGGAGGUGGGCUUUCUCUUACAGCCCAUGGAUCUCCUGUCUGGCACGACGCCGGGCGCGGCAGAGCAGCAGCAGCAGCAGGAGGAGGAGGAGGGGGUUGGUGACCCUGACGAGUUUGCGCGGCCCCAUGAUUCUCACGCGCCCAACGGGCCGAACGGGCAUGCAUCAUGA